AAACCACCAUCAACUAGGCCGCACAUCGUCUGCAGAUAAGGACCCAGCUGGACAGGGACAUUGUAAACCAAGCCACACCCACCAAGAACAAGACGAGACAGGAAUCUCGUCCAUUGGGUCCAGCUCGCUGCUGCUGCGACUACUACUGCUGCUGCUGCUGCUCCGGCUGCUUCUCAUGGCGCCAUAACAGAACUGUAUGUGCUAUGCCUAACACUAUCGUGUCCACCUGCCUUCUCGUCCUCUCAUCCUCCCACGGUUCUUAUCUCGAGCCUUGCCCCAUACCCCCCCUCUCCCCGGUGCAUGAAACCGUCUGUCUGCUCAUCCAAUUGAGCUGCUGUCUGUCGUCGGUCCACGAAAUGGUGCUGAGAUAACCCCCGUCCAGGAAGACGACAUCCAGGUCGUUCACGAUCAUCGUUUCCCCUCAGUCUCCGUCCUUUGUCUCCUCCACUCGUUCACCAGCUGUUCGCCCCGGACAUCGUGGGCCAGUUUCGUCAUGGCGGAGGGGUACAACAAGAAGGAACGGAGAAAGAGUUUCAGUGUGCUCAGUUCUUCGUUAUCGAACACCGUCAACUCCCACGAUCGGUCGUCGUCCGAUGGUCUGUCGAUGCUGCAGAAGAAACGCCGCAAUUCCAGCUUUUUCAGCCGCAACCCGAGCCCCGUCAGAGCACCCAGUCCGCUGGCAUGUCGGCGCCCGGAUACCGCCGACUCAGAGGGCGUCGCCAGUGCGACUUCCAUUCCCAUCACGGCCCCGGAGGCCUUGAAGCUGCGGCGGAAAUCCUUACAGAGGAACAAGCGCGCAUCCGUCUUCGGCUCGUUGCGCUCCCUUCACUCACAGGAAGAUGACGACAAAUCAGUGCUCGGACGCUCCAAGCCGUCAUCCGAAGACAAUGACGACUCGUCAAGGAGGACCCUGGGGACCAUGGUGCUGCAUCACGGAGAGGUCCAGACGACGGGGGGCAUGUGGAGGAAGAAGAACCAAUAUCUGGUCCUGACGGAUACGCAUUUGGUACGACUCAAGAACCAAAAUAAGGCGGCCGAGAUGUUCCCAUCGAUUCCGUCGUCCCAUAGUCGCCCCACCGCCGUCAAUCGCCAGUCGGUCGCCUCGAUCCAUUCCCUGCAGGAGGUGCAGAUGUCCCAGAUCGAUUCCGCCGCGAGCGUUUCCCUGAACACCAUCGUAGCAGUCUAUCGCUUGGAUGACAGUCGACCGUCAGUCUUCACCGCGGAAGUCGCCUAUAUCGAUGAGCGAACCCAUAAACCGGCAAUCAUGCAGAUGCAAAUGGCAGACCCCGAAGAGCUCAACCUGUGGCUGAUGGGCGUCCGGUCCGCCGCGGAAACCGCCCGAUCGGUUGAUCCGUUUCCUUUUGACAAAAGAUCAGUCGAGUAUGUCGUGCGGAUGCUGCAGCAGGAGCGGGACUACGAUCCGGAGCAGUUUCAUAUGUUCCGCGCGAUACAGCGGUCAUCGAGCAAGUCGGUCGGGAGGGCAUCAUCCGACGACCUCUCCAAGUUGUCCUCUACGAUGUGCUAUGUAGCAAUCGGGAUGCACAAGAUCCACCUGAUCCCACUGCAAAAGAUCACCAGCCGUGCCUCUAUUGUGUCGCUGAAUGAUAUGGAGCUGGGAACCUCGUUUGGACUGAUGACUUUGGCUGGACUCUCGAUGCAAGGCGGAGACGACAGCUUCUCUUUAUCUUUCCGUGUCCCGCUUCGAAGCUCAAACACACUGUUCCUGGCCUCUGUGCACUUGGGUGACAUUGCUCUAUGGAUACGGCAGAUCGCCGAGUUCCUACGUCCGCUGUGGCUGAGACAGCCAUUCGAUUUCCUGGUUCCGCGCGAGCUGGACAACAUUGAUGCUUUCACGCCAGUGGAGGUCAACGAAGAUUACGGUUGUUUUGAUCGAACAUUGAUUGCAUAUUCCGCCAGUUAUGAUAUUGAUACAUCCAACAUCCGAUACACGGUCGAUCACGACUGUGAGGAUGCCCCGUGUUUUCGACUGCUACCCCCGGCUUCUGCGAGAAACCCCAACUACUCCGCCUUGGAGCUCCUAGCGGUGAUGCGAGCCCUGCGAUACAACGAGUCCUUCCGGUCGAUAUCGUUCAGCGAGAUCAAGCUUGACGUGCUGCAAAAAGUGCGCGACAUCUAUGGGUUCGACAGAGAUGCGCAGCUGACGCGAGCCGGAACGCUCAUCAAGAUCCCAGGACAGGAAGGCUUGUCGCUGCUGUCGCAGGAGAUUCGUGCCUUGGCACUGAAGAGCAAGUUUCUAAGACGGCUGGACUUUUCGUACUGCCUAAGUCGACCGUCCGCGCUGGACCCCGGAGUCCGCGAUACCGGCUGCGGCAUCCCGGAGGCGAUCUUUCCCAUCUGCAGACGCCAGCUGACCAACGUCGACUGGGUCGUACUGAAUGGCAUCAAACUCGGCGACUCGGAUCUCGAUUAUCUGGUGGAUGCUGCAUCCGAGAAAGCGAGUCACUUCCGGGCUCUGGAGGUUAGCAACUGUGGGCUGUCAGUUCACGAUCUCGACCUCGUCCUCUCGACCAUCACCGCGCAGGAACAAACGCUGGAAGCUAUCAGCAUCGCCGGCGUACAGGGUCGCCUGAGCCCGGAGCUCUUUCAGCCACAGAUUGGCUAUUUCGCUCAUAUCCGGAAAAUCGAUCUGUCUCGCAUAUCCAGAACUUCUGGACCAGAACCGCUGAUUGCCCCGGAAACCUUGCUGAACUGGAGGCUUGAAGAGCUCUCUCUGAGCCAGACAGCGGUUAACGAACAGACCGUCGAUUCCAUUGCCGCCUACUUAGCAAGCGAUCAAUCUCGACAUCUGCGGGAGCUUCGGCUUGAUCAAUGUGGCCUAACGGCGACGGACGUCGCAGUUUUCCUGCAGUCAAUGUCAAAUCCGGGUGGAAAACCACGCAACCUACAUUUACACGUCAAUGAGAACAGGAUCGACAGCGGGUGCUCGUUCCUCUUCAACACGAUAGCCAGGAAUCAGACACCCACCCACCUCUCGAUGAGGAUGAUCGACUUCAAAAAGGAAGAGCAUUUCGCAGAGCUGGUGGAGGCCUUGAGGAAGAACACCAGUCUCAAAUAUUUGGAUAUUUCCAAGGCAUCCUUGCCUUAUGAUGCCGGUCCCGAGACUUGCAAGGCUCUGCAGCUGAUGUUCGAGGACAAUCAGACAUUGGAGGAACUCGAUAUCAGCGGAGAAUAUGCGCAUCUAGAUGUAGCUAGGUUUGGUAUCGGCCUCAACCUCGCAUUGACGGGUCUGAAGAAGAACAAGUCUCUGAAGGUGCUGCGAGUGGAACACCAGAAACUCGGUCUACAGGGCGCAAACACCUUGGCAUCUGUCUUGGAAGAGAACACCUCACUCCGCGAAAUCUACUGCGAAAAUAACGACAUCCAUCUACAGUCAUUCACCGUACUUGUCAAUGGCUUAGCGCGCAACAAGACUCUGCUGAAUAUCCCAACCAUGGACCGAGACAGGACCUUAUCGCUUGAGAGGGUCCGCCGGGAGAUUGAGAGCGUCAAUCGCGACUCUAGUCGCACACAUUCCUUAACAAACAGCUCGCUCCGGCGUUCUCUGCAUGCUGCCAUGAGUGUCGGCCAUCACGCGUCUGGGGUCAACAAGCUAUCCAAGCAGAAGCACCAUGAACCCUUUGUUUCACAGCCCCCGUCAUCAUCCUCGUCACACGCUAGCACCUCUCAUCAUAUGAUCGGCCACGACGUUCAAGCCGUGCUGGACUCCCUUAACCAGAAGUGGGAUGCAGAAGUCGAACGUUUACGUCGGUAUUUAUUCCGGAACUAUAAUCUUGCCAAUGGCUUGGAUACUCCAGAUACCGACGAUGCGGCUAGUGAUGUUCGCCCUACCACAGCAGCGAGCCUGGGGACAAUGCUGCAGCAGAUGAAGUUGGAGCUGACCGUGUCCGCAACUGAGCUUGCGCAAAACUCUCAGCCUGCGGCGCAACCGACGCUCAAAGUGGAGACAGUAGACCUGGAAGACAAGGAUACCGAAAGCUCAGACAGUAUUCAAACAUCGCCAUUAUCAACCAUUCCAGAGUUCAAAUCCAACGUCUUCUCAGCUGAGGCAGGACAGAAAUCCAACCAUCGCCGUCCCCUGUCAGCAACAUCAAGCACGUCUCCCCCCUCUCCCAUAACGCCUUCGAAAGAUUAUGCGCCUUCUUCGUUCGGAUCUCCUCGACUGGCACUUCCUCUUCCCGCCAUUGCACCCUCUGCAAGCGUGUCGAGUAGCAUCCGCAGUACGCGCAGCUCCAGCACCGUGUCCACCAACACUGGGGUGGGGGUCAGUAGCCGAAGUAACUACGGACUAGCUACUUCAUCACUGAGGGGCUUCCUCAGUGGACGUGGCAUGAAACCAGACAGCAGGAAGCUGGAGAGGGUCAAGGACGGCCAAGGGGGUCAUGUCUACAUCACUGGCGACCAACCGCCGCAGCUUGACUGGUCGCUGCCAAAGUUGGACGGCUUCUGAUCCUCGCAGCCGCAUCUAUAGAGCCCGGGACUUUACGGCAUGAAAGCCGGCUAUGCAGGAGUGUUAAGCGUUCGGUACCGUGUACCGGUUAGGUCCUUGAACAAGCAAUCGAGUCAUGAUAUGACAAUGAAUUAAC
Paecilomyces variotii is the source of this 4604-nucleotide messenger RNA. RefSeq lists its product as hypothetical. Bases 494 to 4468 code for a protein of 1324 amino acids. NCBI's taxonomy places the organism in Eukaryota, Fungi, Ascomycota, Eurotiomycetes, Eurotiales, Thermoascaceae. The transcript has a single exon. The record is from RefSeq and is a predicted model, not a curated record.